AUGCCAGUGCAAGCACCACAAUGGACGGAGUUCCUGCUGUGCCCAAUCUGCACACAGACAUUUGAGGAGACUGUUCGUCGGCCCAUCAGCUUGGGCUGUGGACAUACUGUCUGCAAGAUGUGCCUGAACAAGUUGCACCGUAAGGCCUGUCCCUUUGACCAGACGGCCAUCAGCACAGACAUCGAGCAGCUACCUGUCAACACAGCCCUGUUGCAGCUGGUGGGAGGCCAGGUUCCUAAGGUUCAGCCAGUCGCCUUGAUUACCAGUCCAGAGGACUCGCAGCAUUAUGAGGAGGCCCGGCAGUGUGUGGAGGAGCUGGCCCUCUACCUCAAGCCCCUCAGCAACACCAGAGGUGUGGGCCUGAGCAGCACAGCCCAGAGCAUGCUGAGCCGACCCAUGCAGAGGAAACUGGUAACUCUGGUCCACUGCCAGCUGGUGGAGGAGGAGGGCCGCGUUAGAGCCAUGAGGGCAGCCCGCUCUCUGGGGGAGAGAACCGUCACCGAACUCAUCUUGCAGCACCAGAAUCCACAGCAGCUCUCUUCCAAUCUGUGGGCUGCUGUGCGUGCAAGAGGAUGUCAGUUUCUAGGGCCAGCCAUGCAGGAGGAAGCUCUAAAGUUGGUCCUUCUUGCUCUAGAGGAUGGCUCUGCUUUGUCCAGGAAGGUGUUGGUUCUCUUUGUAGUCCAAAGGCUCGAGCCACGCUUCCCGCAGGCCUCUAAGACCAGCAUUGGCCACGUGGUGCAGCUCCUUUACAGGGCCUCCUGCUUCAAGGUGACCAAACGUGACGAGGACUCAUCCCUAAUGCAGCUGAAAGAGGAGUUCCGUACUUACGAGGCUCUGCGGCGCGAGCACGACUCUCAGAUAGUUCAGAUCGCCAUGGAGGGUGGACUGCGCAUCGCACCUGACCAGUGGUCUUCUCUGUUAUAUGGAGAUCAAUCUCACAAGUCCCACAUGCAGUCUAUCAUAGAUAAGCUGCAGACCCCGGCGUCUUUUGCUCAGAGCGUCCAGGAGCUGACAAUUGCGCUGCAGAGGACCGGAGACCCCGCCAACCUCAACAGGUUGCGUCCCCACCUUGAACUACUGGCCAACAUUGAUCCCAGUCCUGAUGCUCCCCCUCCCACUUGGGAGCAGCUUGAGAAAGGCUUGGUAGCGGUGAAAACCGUGGUGCAUGGCCUGGUGGACUUCAUCCAGAACCACAGCAAGAAAGGAGCUGACCCUCAACAGCCGCCCCAGCACAGCAAGUACAAGACAUACAUGUGCCGUGACAUGAAGCAGAAGGGAGGCUGUCCUCGCGGAGCCAGCUGCACCUUCGCUCAUUCUCAGGAAGAACUGGAGAAGUAUCGUAAGAUGAAUAAGCGUCUGGCAGCUCGCCUUCCUGGCUCAGGUGGGCUCAUGACAGAUGAUGGCCUUCCUCUUGAUGUAGCAGUGACUAGGAAGCCCUCCCCACUCACCAAUGGUAGCGGUGGACCCUCUUUGCCUCAGCUUAUUGCCCGCGGCACAGAAUCAGUCCCGUAUGAACUGUUGCGUAAACCCAUGAAGAUGGAUGGAGGGAGUCCCAAUGCCCCAGGAUCACCACCAGAUGGCAUGGAUCCAAUGAUGCCCAAACCUGGUAUGCCACCACAUGGCAUGGCCCACCCCAGGAUGCCAGUAGACCACCUCUCUGGGAAGCACAUGCCCGUGGUAGCCAGAGGCUCGCCAGUGUACCCCCAGGCACCGCAUCCUGAUAUGUGCUACGACGCUCGCCCGCCACCUUCUGCUUCUCAGUAUGACCCCCCACAAUACCCCUCAGGCUACCCCUACCAACAGCCACCACAGUAUGUCCCUCGGGAUUACAUGCGUAACCCUCCUCCCCCUAGUGAGUCAGGACCUCCUUACCAGGACCCCUACCCUGGCUACGGCCCUCCAGAGCGCCCCUACCAGGCCCCUCACUCCGGUCCACCUUUCUCUUAUCCACACCCUCCACACCAUGACCGAGGUCGUCACGGGACCUACUCCGGCCCCCCACCUCCCCCGCAGCCUUACCCAUCUCAGAGGGAUGGCAUGGUUAGAAUGAGUCCCGCCCCUCUUGAUAUGCCCCCUCCAUCAACAGGACAGGGCAACUCCCUGUACCACCAGGAGCCCAGUAGCCGCGAUAGAUACCCUUCAGAUGGCUACUACACAGCAGGUGCCCAGCCUCCACCCAUGAGGACUUAUGUCAGAGGGCCAUCAUACAGCGGUUCUCAGCCCAGCCUGGACUACCUGCACCGACGCCGGCAGGAGCUGUUAUCCCAGUUGGAGGAAAGGAAGGUCAUCUCCCCUCCACCCUUCGCUGCCUCCCCCACUCUUCCUCAUUCCUACCCCGGUGAUUAUCCUUCAGAGUACGGCGAGGAAUCCAAAAACAUGGUGAAGUGCAGAGAACCUGACUACGCAGGGCAGUACUCUCCCUGGUCCUGUGAAACCAUUGGCUCCUAUAUUGGAACAAAGGAACCCAAACCCAAAGACGUAAUGGUUCCUGGUUCCAUGGACAUGAUGAAUGCGGAGGCUAAGAGUCUGAGGGAACAAUCGCUGGAAGCCCCUCGUAGGGGUGCAGAAGUCAAAGACGAUGACCCUAUUAUUCCAUUUGGCCCCCAGCCCACUGUUUCCCGCUUCGGAGCCAUCUCCCGCACCUCAAAGACGGGCUAUCAGACCGCAGGCCCUGUGCAGGCUAUGGCCUCCACCCCCCAGAACCCAAGCUCUAAACACAUGGCCAUGCCAGCAGAAUACCCAUAUGGAAGCCAUGGAGGAUGGGGUGGAGCUUCAUACCCCUCCCACCAGACAGCCUCCUCCUCUCAGGGACACUUCAGCGAGCGGCUACCUAUGGCAGCUACAGACAGAGAGCAGUUAAAGAUUGAGCUGCAGCAGGUCAACCAGCAGAUCAACCAACAGACCCAGAUGCGCAGCAUGGAGACUGCCAGUAACUCCAUGCUGCUGCAGAGGGAGGCAGGCCAGCCGGGCCAGGCCGCAGCUCAGCAGCAGAAGUGGCCAGCAGGAGGCGUGAGCACAACAUCUGUCUCCAGUGAACAGCUGAGCAUGGAGCUCCACCAGGUGGAGAGAGAGAUCGGCAAGAGGACCCGUGAGAUGGCCAUGGAAAACCAAGUCGCCCACGAUGUGCAGCAGUACAAGAUGAAACCCUCAGAGAAUGGACAACAAGAUCACAAGACUCAGCUGGAAGAAAUCUCCAUGGCUCUUGGCGAGGUGUCAAACGGCUCUAGCAGUCUGCAGGACAGUGCAGUGGGCGGGUCCAUGCUGUCACUGACCAAUAAGACGUCUGCGAUGAGCCUGUGCUCUGAUCCAGGUGCCACUGGUUCAGAGAUGCAGAAGAAUGGCGUCGUCCAUUCCUGCUCUUAGGCAGCACACACACACACACACACACACACACACACACACACACACACACACACACACACACACACACACACACACACACACACACACACACACACACACUCAAGAUGCUCAAUUGAAAAGCAUGCACAGGCACACAUACACCCAUUCUAUUUAGAAGAUGAGCAGUAUCUGCCGUGAUAUGAAUUUUCUUUCUUUUUGUUCUGUGAAUGAGCUUUUUUUAAUGACUUUCCUUGCCUGGAAACCAGAGCAUAUGAUAACAUUUCUCGUGUUAAUUUUUUUUUUUUUUUUGUACUGGGAUAAUAGAUUAACAAGGCUCACAAAAGAUAUACCAGGAAGAGAAAAUGGUGGUGAUGUUGACAGUGGUAUUGGUAUUACAUUCUAAAAAGAUAGGCCCUAUUCAAUCCUUAACUAACACAAAACAUAUUCAUGUAUUUGAUGGAUACUCCCUAGAUAAGAUUUUUGGUUUAGCUUACAUGUAGACGAAGGGUUGGAUAACAAGGAGCAGAUUACCAAUCACUCUGAGAAACUUCUCUGUAAUCUGACGAUAUAUGAAGGUAUUGUAGGAAACGGCAGAAGUGUGUCACUUGGUACUCAACCCCAUAAUCGUAAAAAAAAAAAGAAAGUGGUUGUCCAGAUGUAGAUGGUCUGAGGAGGAAAACACAGUAUUCAGUAUUCAGCUGAAAAGGAGAUGCAAGGUGUGACAGGAACUACCUUCACAUGCACGUCCUCACCUGCCACAAGAAGUAUGAUUUUAUUAGUGCAUUUUAUGAACACAUGUCUGUUUCAUACUUGAGAGCAGUAUAUAAUAUAUUUAAUUGAAGCAUUCUGUUUUAAGGAUUGCAGCAAGUCUUUUUGAUAAUGAGCUUUCCACAUGUUUUCUAUAAGGGAAUCUAUUAUGUGCUUCUCUUGGUCGUGGUGUGACCUGAUGUGGUUCGGUUGCAAUGCCUGAGCUCCCAGCUGAUUUAUGCCGUGAGAUUUUUCACAGCAUGCUCAAAAAUGUAGGUUUUUUUUGGGUGAAUGCACAUGAUCAGGCUGAGAGAGAGUACAUCUGUCUUCCUCAGGCAUCAGGUGAAUGUUGGUCUUUUAUAACGCAGGCUAAAUAAGGAUUUCCCUCCUCAGAGCUUCUUGUCUGGCCACACAAAAGGCCUCCCCAUUGGGAUUAUCUUGUCAUUUGUUCUCCUAACUUCUAUGAAGUUGCCUUCCCUUGUGUUUUUUGUUAAAUUUUGUUUUCUUUUUUCAUGCUUUACGUUGUUACGAUUUGGGGUGUGGCUUACCUAGUGAAGGCUUUUUAGAGCUUAGCUGAACGCGUGUCGUCAUGAAGUUGUAGAAACCCAGAUGUUAUGGUUUGUACCCUGUAACUGUAUCAUUAUGAGCUAAACAGUACAUUUAAAAUCAUGUAAACAGCUGAGAAUGACUGUUGGUUACUGAGGGGUAAACAAAACCAACUUUCAAAGAUAGAUUUCCAAAUAGUUAGCAGUUGGUCGAUUUGAUAUGUUAAUUUAUAACCCGUUGAGUAUAAAUCCAGCCCCUUUAUUGCUGAGUAUUACAAGAUUCAAUCCACAUUGUCCUCUUUACACCUAAUGUCAACAUCACCACCAUUACCACGAUUCUAGCUCUUCCUCCAUCAUGUAAACUGUUUACUGCUGAUGCUCCACAUUGAGCUCUUUGCCUUUUGUAAACAAUUAGCAUGGUUGGCUACAGUUUUACAGCUCUGCUGAGAGCGAGUGAGUCCUUGUGUUUGAACGGUUGAAGGAUAGAGGAGACGCUCUGGGUCAAGUCAUUUAAGUUUAACGUUGGGCCUUCGUCUCGGUCAGACGAGGGGUACAAAGUAACUGACAGUUUGACAAAUCCCCUGAUAACUGAUGAGUCAAAAUAAUAAAGACACAUUUUUUGUGUCUCAUCUGAACUGUUAGAUGGGCAUCUCUUCCAAUUUGUCAGCGCCACGAUAAUGGAUGUUUGGGUUUUUCUUUUUUUAAUUUCCUACCACACUUCAAGCCUCUGGCUGCUCCUUGCUACAUUUAUUGUUUAGGUACACAGCUCACUUAUACAUAUGAGUAUGUAUACAUACAUUAAUAUACUAAAGCACUAUUAAUGUGCCACCUCUUAUUUUACUCGCUCAGCAUUUAUAUUAAAUGAUCUCUACUUAGAAUCAGCAAAAUGUUGUUGUUUAUUUUUGUUGUUUGAUUUGUUUUCUGUCCACUGGUUGCCAACACAGACUUUAUCCUUUCCCAGACGAAGGACUUCUGUGCGCAUUGAUGUGUGUUCACUUAAUCUUUUGUGUUCAAACAAAGAUGUUCUUUAUAGACUAUGCUUCCGAAGAAGACAACAUUCUGUAACUUUGGAAAAUGAGACGUUUUGUGUGUGCUAGAAUGAAUUGUAGAAAAUGUACCCUUAAGUUUUUUCUCCCCUCAAAGUGUGCUGUACUGGGUGAUAGUUUUGAGGUAUUAGCAAAGUGUUGGGGUUUUAUUCCCACCCCUGCCCCCAAGAGGAUAUUCAGGAAUCUCUGAUGACAGGUUGGCCUUAAAUCCUCUUGCUAUGCUCUUUAGCUGCUUUAGGAGCAAGAGGUCAUCUCAAAAAUACUGAUUAACUAUAAAUUGGCAUGAUUUAGAGUCGUACAGAGGGACUCUAUUAGACCCCCCCCCCCUCUCCCUUUUGAAAAUGUCUUGUAAAACAGCAACAUGCAAAUAAUGCAAAUCGUAAGAUUUGAAGAAAGUGUUUUUUAUUAUUUUUUAAGGAAAUGUUGUUGACCUAGCUCGGUUUGUAGUUCUUUUCUCUUUCUCUUGUUUUUUUGUUUCUGCAAUAGUUGAGUGAAUUUACUGACCUGCAAGUCUUACAUUCUUUGAUACAUCAUCGACCUGAUGUGUAGUCAACAGCUAAGAGUGACAUUCACACAAUAGUGUUCUUAUUUGACAAGUAUUUACAAUAUAUUGGCCCACCAGCUUAAUUGUGCUGUUAAAAUGCCAUGAAUUGGCAACACAUGGUGUUCAUUUAAUGACAUUUCUCACUUUCUCUGAGUGCAAGUCAACCAAAAAGAUCACAAUGCUGAUUCUAUCUGAUUGUCCCUGCAGGUCUGAAUGAGCCUAAAACGCCUUUAGCUUAUCAGAACUGCCAUACAAAGACGCAUGGGGUGGUUUACUACAGAGAAAAUAGCAAAGAUGUUCAUUUCAGUCUCCUGUGUGUUUUUGUUUCUGAGUGGAACUGCUGCCUCGACCCCUCAUUUACACAACCAGUUAACCCCUCCACUCCCGCCCUGACCACUGAACUCUGUUACUGCUGUUCGAGGCUCACAUUUUAUUCCCUGACUUUCUGGGGAAAUUCGCAAAUGGCUAUUUUAUAUGAUUACUCCCUUGUAAAAUAUCUCUUAAAUUAAGGUACAGGUUUGAUUUCAGCAAGAAAAAAGAAGUUUUUAUAUGUAUAUUAUACUCCAUUAAGGAAUGUCUAGAAUUAUCUUCCUCCAAUGUGGAUGUAGCCAUUAUUACGCCAUUUUAUGACUUUGUAAGAGAAUUCACUGUGUGAAAAUUGGUUUGCAUUUUUGUAUAAUACAAUCUGCUUUUUUUUUCGUUUGAUACGAGAGGGAGGUCAAACUGGAAGUUUGAAGAGAGAAAAAAUGAACCUGUGAAAUUGAGAAAACAAAGUGUAACUUAUGUACAACAGUGAUUCUAAGCUGAGGGGAAAGAUUAAAUGAUAUUGCUAACUCUGAA
Messenger RNA from Trematomus bernacchii (emerald rockcod), 7064 nucleotides. It is a transcript of the gene rc3h1b, whose product is annotated as ring finger and CCCH-type domains 1b. The record is from RefSeq and is a predicted model, not a curated record. Gene Ontology annotation, molecular function: metal ion binding. The transcript is spliced from 19 exons. NCBI's taxonomy places the organism in Eukaryota, Metazoa, Chordata, Actinopteri, Perciformes, Nototheniidae. The coding region runs from base 1 to 3363 and encodes 1120 amino acids.